Molecule: messenger RNA, 4689 nt
Organism: Antechinus flavipes (yellow-footed antechinus)
Lineage: Eukaryota; Metazoa; Chordata; Mammalia; Dasyuromorphia; Dasyuridae
Gene: CABLES2
Product: Cdk5 and Abl enzyme substrate 2
Exons: 10
Coding region: 19-1761 (580 amino acids)
Biological process (GO): regulation of cell cycle
Source: RefSeq, a predicted model, not a curated record
CUGCGGCUCAUUUAGAGAAUGGCUGCGGCCGCGGCGGGUGGCUCUUCCUCAGCCGCCUCUGCCUCGGCCGCCGCCGCCACCGGCACUGGCUCAUCCUCCAAGCCUCCACCGACCCCGCCGACUCCUAGGGAGCACUCAGCGCCACGCCACCCACCGCAGCUGAGGAAGCGGGGCGACCCCCGGCGCCGACAGGCCGCUCUCUUUUUCCUUAAUAACAUCUCGUUGGAUGGCCGGCCCCCCAGUCUCUUCCCUGGCGGCGAGAAGCCCCCGCCGCAGAUUCAAGAUGAGAGCUCGUCCGGACAGGCGGCGGCGGCCGGGGAGUCCCCAGCCGGGCACCCGCUGCCUCCCUCCGCCGUCGGGCCGUCCCGUCCCGGGGCCCCCAACGGGCCUCCCCCAGCCCCGGCCCUGCUCUUGCAGCUGCCCAAGGACAGUUCCCUGCCGCCGGCCCGCGGCGAAGCCGAGCCCUCGGGUGCCCGAGGCGGCGUCUUCCUGCCCCCGCUGCUGCUGCUCGGGAGUCAGCUGGGUUCGCCUGCCCCGCUCACCGCGCCCCCCGCCGCCGCUGGUGGGGCUGCCGCCGCCGCGGCUAUGUCCGGGCUAGGGGGCAAGGGUGCUCCCUCAACUCCGCAGGGGCUCCUCAGCCCCACGCAGACGAGCACUGGCUUCACCUUGGAGGUCCAGCGGCAAAGAAGGCGUUUUAUCUCCCAGCGCUGUUCUCUAGAAUUUUUAGAAGACAUAGUGGAAUAUGCCACUGUACAAAGAACCAAACAUAUAUCUGGAUCACCAAGACACAAAGGCUUGAAGAAGACUCAUUUUAUUAAGAACAUGAGACAAUAUGACACAAAAAAUAGCAGGAUAGUUCUGAUUUGUGCUAAAAGGUCCUUGUGUGCAGCAUUUUCUAUUUUGCCUUAUGGAGAAAGCAUUCGGAUUAAUGACAUAAAGGUAGAAAGCCAGAAACAGAGGCAUCCAUCUGGUGGGGUUUCAGUAUCUUCUGAAAUGGUCUUUAUGUUGGAAGGAGUUGAGCUUGGUGCUGAUGGAAAGGUAGUAUCUUAUGCAAAAUUUUUGUAUCCUACAAAUGCCCUUGUCACACAUAAAAGUGAUAAUCACACUGCAGCAUCCCAACCCCGAUCCAGCGUUCAACGGACUCUGCCUGGGUCAAGAUACAAAUCUGCCACAGCUAAAUCUGUGCCAUCAGGCACAGAAUUAGGGAGUGAGACAGGUGAUUCAAUAGAAUAUAAUCCUAAUCUCCUUGAUGAUCCUCAGUGGCCCUGUGGGAAACACAAGCGUGUUCUUAUCUUUGCAUCAUAUAUGACCACCGUGAUAGAAUAUGUGAAACCUUCAGACCUUAAAAAGGACAUGAAUGAAACUUUUAAAGAGAAGUUUCCUCACAUCAAACUUACAUUGAGUAAAAUUAGAAGCCUAAAACGGGAAAUGAGGAAUCUCUCUGAAGAAUGCAACCUCGAACCAGUUACCGUGUCAAUGGCUUAUGUUUACUUUGAGAAGCUUGUCUUACAAGGCAAGCUCAACAAACAGAACCGCAAACUGUGUGCUGGUGCUUGUGUGCUCCUUGCAGCAAAGAUCAGUAGUGACCUCAGGAAAAAUGAAGUAAAGCAACUUAUUGAUAAGUUAGAAGAACGCUUCAGAUUCAACCGAAGAGAUCUAAUUGGAUUUGAAUUUACAGUGCUUGUGGCUCUGGAACUAGCUCUAUACCUUCCUGAAAACCAAGUUUUACCUCAUUAUAGACGUCUCACCCAGCAAUCCUAGCCCAAGUGUGUUCCACCUAACAGUUGACAGGAAGAUUUACAGAAUGCUUUGCUGCUGAAUGACUUCCACUUCCCACUAAUCUUUUCUGUGCCCCUAUUACAUCACAACUUUCAGUUAGUUAAAAUGUAUGUUCUCUUAGUGGCAUAGUUGAGUAUUUGUUGGGUGACAACAGGUUUGUUGGCACAGAAAGGAUUAUUUCCUUUAGACACUAAAGCACAAGUAAUUCCUGAUGUAGUUGUCACUGUGGCUGUUCAUUCUUCCCUUUAAAGGAUGUUAUGUUAUUGUUCCUUUGAAAGAUACUUUUUUUUAAAUUGUUCAUUAUUACUUCCAUUCCAAAAUGUCAUACUUUAAAUGGUAUUGGAAAUUUUUCCUGCAUUUUUUAUAUGAACAAAAUGUACUUUUUUUUAAAUGUGCCUGAAACUGGUCUGGUACCAGAAUCUUUUUGUUGCGUAAGUUAUAAAUUCUAUAAUUAUAUAGUGUUUUAUCCUUUACCUGCAUUUGCCUUGCAUUCAGAAAGAAUUCUGUGGCUGUGUUAGCAAACAAUGGGAUCUGGAUUUCUAGAUCUUGAACAAUGGCUUCAUCAGUGAUGAAAUUAUUAAUUUAUUUAAGCAUUAAUACAUUGAUAAAGGGAUAGUUAAAAUUUUAGAAUGUUAAAUGUUAAGGAUCUCAUCAUGCAAUCAUACUUGAUGAAGGUAAUUGCAGUCAAGCGACUCUAAAGAACUGUAGAAGUGUUUUGGCUUAAAGGGUGAUUUGCUGUUUGUCACUUCAGGAUGUUCUCUGCCAUUAUAGUACCCAAAGCAAAGUCCCUUUCUGACUACUUUCUGCACGCAGUUCUCCCAAGUGUCAGCAAUUAUAGUUUUUGCUAUCAAAUUAAGCCAAUGAAACAAGAUCUGAAUUUUUUUAUUGUAUUUUUUUACUCGAAUUCUGUUCUUCCAAGCAUCGUGCCACUGUGAUGUUCCUCUUGAAAUUGGCAUGUUGCAUAUCCAAACAAACCCUUGUGAGACUCAAGUAUAAUGUUUAUAUACAAUUGUGAAGAGUGGGCAGGAAAAAUGACAUCUAAUUCAAGUACUAAACAAAUGUUUGGAUAAAAUAUGCAACAGUUUGGUCCUAUAGUAGUUACUUGCUAAUUCUUGCAUUGUUUCUUCUAAGCAAUAUUGUGAUUGAGAAAAUUGGUAUUCAUUUUAAUUUUUGCAAGAGAACAAAAAUAAUUGGAUUUUUUGAUUAAGGAAUUUACUUAAGACCAACUUGAAUACCAUACCUUGCUCUGGAAGAAAGAGGGAGUUACUCUUAAAAGUACUGUAAACUUCAGUUUUGCCUGUUUUGACUACAUUAUAUAUUGUACACGUAUUAUCAAAUUGUGUACACAGUUUUGUAAACGCAUAGGUUACACGUUAAUUGCUGCAAAUUUCAAAUAUUUGAUGUUGUCUCUUACAUAGUAUGUAGUAUAGUGACACCAACUGGUCAUAAACUUAAUCUUUUAUUAAUUGGUAUGCAACAUAUGAUCAGUAUUCAGGUCAGUCUUAUCAAAUGUCUUUGAAAAAUUAACUCGCAUGAGAAAAACAUGUAGCAGAGUUCCACACAGUUGAAAAGCAUGCUGACAUAUAAGAUCUGAAAAAAAGUUCCUUUACGAGGAAAACUAAAAAUAUUUAUUGCCUAGAAAUCACAUCUAGAAGGGGCCAGAGUAUUGGCCAGUCUUAUCAGGCCAAACAAUUUAGGCCUCUCAAGUGCUGGUUGCUAUUGUAACUAGCAAUUUGCAAUUUACCAGUCCCAUGAAGCCUAAGUCUUUGAACAUAACUAUAAGACUUCCCCAUCCCUACCUAGUCAUUUUCUCAAACACAUCAUUCCAGACUACUACUUCCCUUUGCCUUUUCUAAACUAUCUCCCAGCUGUUUAAAGAUAUCCCAUUUCCUAUUGAAUUUAUAUUUCACUGUAUAACAUUUGAGUACUGAACUAGUUUUGACAGUUGUGGGCACCACAAGGUAAGGAUCAGCAUAGAACAGCUAUCAUUUAUCAUCAGUUGCCUGACACAAUACUAUCAAUCUAGCUGAAGUAGCUUUGCAAUUAUCUACAAAUUAUGGAAGCUACAGAAACUGUGCUAUGCUCAAGUACUAUUUUAUGGGCCAGUGUUUUUAGUUAAUGAGCCAAUAACAAUCCUAUUUCUAUAAGCACCUUAAACUUGUUUUCCCCCAUGAGGUUGUCCCUUUACCUACUUUACUAACCCAGCCUGAUCUUAGGUUAUUACACUAAGGUUAUCACCUGUUUGGCUGGUCUCAGUAACAUGAAAUUAUGUAUACCUACUGUGCAUUGAGUCUUCUAAGUUAUGCCAUUGAAAUUUUCUCAAAAGGGUACUUAUAAAAUAUGUACAAGCACUGUAAGGGUCCGAUUCCCAAAUAUUUGCUCUAUGGUUUACAAUGUAUACUUUAGGUACUUUCCUCUAACCAUCCUGUAUAGUCAAUAGUGAAACUGUUGGCAAAUACAAUAAUUUUAAUUGUGUGUGUGUGUGAAUGUGUAUAUAUAUAGUUUUAAAUUUUAGCUGCCAAAUUGGUUUUAUAUAACCUGUUUGGCUCAAAAGCCUUGUUAUGAUAAACGUACCCUUUUUAGUAAUAUAAAAGCUGCCACUGUGUGGUAGCACAAAAUUACUGCAACAAAGCCAAUAUUUAAACCAAAAUUAAGCCCUAAAACUUUUCAAAGGAAAAAAUGUUGAAAUGUUUGAGCUGUCUGUCUGUUUUAAGUAUUUGGGUUUGUGGCCAUAAACAUGUAGUGCUGCUUUCUUUCAGCACAACUGCACUAGGUUAAUGUAAAUUUGUGUAAACUUUAGUUUUAAAUGUCAUUGUAUUUGAGGCACUUGUAAUUGGUCUGUUUUCAAUAGUAAGAUAAUGAAUUUGUGAAAUUUGAGAUGCUGUGAAAUAAAACUUGCUUUUGAUAUAA